UAGGCUUUCUAGCCAUAGCCAGCCAUGAGGUGAGAAAAUGAAAGAAGCCCAACACCUAAAAAAUACAUUGAAGAACACUAUCUCAAGUUUAGUCCAAGAAUGCAGGAACAUGAGAGAGCUUAAACAAAUCCAUACCCAUAUCCUGACUUGUCCAAAUCUUUCAAACAAUGACCAACAUUUUCUCAUUACUCGUCUCCUUUACUUUUGCGCCAUUUCUGAUUGGGGCUCUCUCACCUAUGCUGCCAAUGUUUUCCGACUCAUAAACAACCCAAAUACCUCUAUCUGUAACAUAAUGAUCAGAGCUUAUGCUACUAAAAUCAAUGGAGUUGAUAACACAAAUGCUUCAUCUCGGUCUUUGAUUCUAUAUAAGCAAAUGCUUUGUGAUGGCAUUGCACCUGAUUUCCUCACUUUUCCAUUUCUAGUAAAGGAAUGCACGACGAGGCUCGAGGGUGACAAGGGCCGAAGCAUUCAUGCCCAUGCCAUCAAGUUUGGAUUUGAUAAUGAUGUUUUUGUUGGGAAUUCUUUGAUAAGUCUGUAUUCGGUUUGUGGGUAUUUGAGUUGUGCCCGGAAGAUGUUUGAUGAAAUGUCGAACAGGGAUGUGGUUUCUUGGAACUCGAUGAUUAUUGGGUGUUUGAGAAGAGGGGAACUUGAUAAGGCGUUGGAAUUGUUCAGGAGGAUGAAGAAGAGGAAUGUUAUAACUUGGAAUUCAAUUAUAGUGGGGUUCAUUCAAGGUGGUCGGCCGAAGGAGGCCUUGGAAUUUUUCCAUGAAAUGCAGAUGGUAAGGGAUGAGAUGGUUAGACCGGACAAGAUCACAAUUGCUAGUGUCCUUUCAGCUUGUGCCUAUCUUGGUGCAAUUGAUCAUGGUAAAUGGAUGCAUGGUUACUUGAGGAGAAGUGGCCUAGAGUGUGAUGUGGUAAUUGGCACGGCAUUGGUUGAUAUGUAUGGCAAAUGCGGAUGUGUGGAAAAAGCAUAUGAGGUCUUUAAGGAUAUGCCUAAAAGGGAUACCUUGGCAUGGACAGCAAUGAUAUCGGUGUUUGCUCUUCAUGGGUUUUGUAAAGAGGCUUUUGAUCUUUUUGAAGAGAUGGAAACGCUUGGGGUGAAGCCUAACCAUGUGACAUUUGUUGGGCUAUUGUCGGCUUGUGCUCACUCUGGUCUAGUAGAGAAAGGACGCUGGUGUUUUGACAUGAUGAGACGUGCUUACUCAAUUGAACCACAGGUUUAUCACUAUGCUUGUAUGGUUGAUGCACUUGCCCGUGCUGGGCUUUUUGGAGAGGCAGAAGAGCUUAUUAGAGGCAUGCCAAUGGAGCCAGAUGUGUUUGUUUGGGGUGCGUUACUUGGAGGUUGUCAAAUGCAUGGGAACAUAGAAUUAGGAGAAAGGGUGGCACAGUAUUUAAUUGAUUUGGAACCUCUGAACUAUGCUUUUUAUGUGAACUUUUGUGAUGUAUAUGCCAAAGCUAAUAGAUUUGAUGAUGUAAAGAGAAUUAGAGCCUUGAUGAAAGAAAAAGGGAUAAAGAAGGAAGUCCCAGGCUGCAGCAUGAUUGAAGUUGAUGGGGUUGUCCAUGAAUUUUCAGUGAGAGGAUCACCUGAUGUUUUAAUGGAGGAAGUAGUCUGUAUUUUGAAUGGGUUUAGUAACUUGAUGAAGAUAGAAGGAUUUAUGCUUGAUCAUAAUAAGAAUUCAUUGAAGGCAAACAUUAUGUGAUAACAUAGUUAUAUUUUAUUUCAAAGCAAUUUGUUUAUAUGCUCACACUUGGGAAACUGACAUUCUGCUGUUUGUGGAGUUAUUGAAAGUUAUUCAAGAACCUCCAAGCACUAUUAUGAAAAGGAAUUUAUUGUAUGAGGAAAAUUUAUCAAGUUAUACUUAAGGGAAUGAGAUAUACAUCCCUAGGAGAAUAAGGUCGCUCUUGAUUAAACCUUAUUUUAUAGGCAACCCAUGUGUUCUGACAAAAUUUACAGUUGCUUGCCAUUACUGAUCCAAAAUUAUCAUGUUUCCAGAUUUUCUCUACAACGUUUAUCUUGACUUAAUUUCAGUCUGACGGAAAGAAGAAAAUAUUAAUUGAAAGAUCAGCAGCCAUGAAAGUCUUCUCAAUGAAAGCCGACCUGUUUUCUCUGAAUCCAAUGGUCAGAAUAAAUGGCGCCACCAACAUAAGCUUGUGAUGUAUUAAUUCUAAACAAAAGUUUUAAGAGAUUUCAGCACAGCUGUUUUUUGAACAAAUGCAACAAAAUUAGUUUAUUUUCCAGAGAGAGAGCAACAAAGCAAUUGAUGAAUUUGCAGGAUAUCUGGACAAAAUCAACUUUAGACUCAAAUUUUAAUGUGCAUUUGGGGUUCUUCUGGCUCAGAUGAGUUUAGAAAUUGUUUCUCUGAAGCCUUUGAUGACUUAGCAAUAUCUGAGAGAUGGUUGCAGAAAAUUUCCUUCUUGUUUGGCUCUUCAUUGCAACCUCUGCCUGUUGGAUUAAUUUAUUUAAUUUCGUGAACAGAGGCAAAUGAUAUAUAUUGUCAAUUGUUUGGUGGUGACUGGUGAGUGAGAAGGAUCCAAAGAAUAUGACAGAAAUAUCUAAGAGAUGUUGCUCACUUUUAACAUUGUUGUCAAGGACACAUCUGCAAACACACUGAAUUGGUUCUUUUGCAUGCUCUGUAAACACCGUUUGGUUCAAGAGAAGGUUACAUGUGAAGUGAGAGAAGCAGCUGAAGCUGAUAGUAUCACAUCUGCAUGAUGAAAUUGCACGGAUGAUCACUGAUGCUUCCCUUGAAAAGAUGUGGUAUCUUCUUAGACCACUUUUUGUUUGACCCCACUCUGCACAAUAUUGAGGCUCAAACACUUGAAAAAAUCUUGGCAGCGCUGUGCAAGAAUGACAGUCUCAUAUGUUAAGUGGAUGUUAUGCAUCACAUUUUUUGUUCCCCCUUCACUUCUUGUUUCUUUCAAGGAUUGCAUCAGAAAUAUCAAAUAUAUCAGGUAGCCUUCUUAUUUCCAGCCGUAAACCUAUAUCCCCGUGGUACUCAUGUUGAUCAACUUAGAAAGUAGAAACUAAAACAUACAGCUGAGCUGACCAUCCACUGCUAGGAUUGUAACGCUAAAGAAUGGGUCCAGGCCUGUAUUCUAUGUAUGAGACAUUUCCCUUGCUUCAUUAAGAUUGAACGUGCAGCAAAUAUGGUAUUGUCUCUCGAUUGUAACCAGAUACUGAUUAUUCAUGUCGUCAGGGCUAAGUAGACAUCCUUCAUCACUUCUUUAUCUUUUCAAAAUAAGAACUUCGACUUUCUUUGUUCAUGGAA
Molecule: messenger RNA, 3268 nt
Organism: Quercus robur (English oak)
Lineage: Eukaryota; Viridiplantae; Streptophyta; Magnoliopsida; Fagales; Fagaceae
Product: pentatricopeptide repeat-containing protein At5g66520-like
Exons: 4
Coding region: 38-1699 (553 amino acids)
Biological process (GO): RNA modification
Molecular function (GO): protein binding; RNA binding
Source: RefSeq, a predicted model, not a curated record